This is a messenger RNA of Pleurotus ostreatus (oyster mushroom), 1071 nucleotides long. RefSeq lists its product as uncharacterized. Bases 1 to 1071 code for a protein of 356 amino acids. Lineage: Eukaryota; Fungi; Basidiomycota; Agaricomycetes; Agaricales; Pleurotaceae. The record is from RefSeq and is a predicted model, not a curated record. The transcript has 6 exons.
AUGGUCCACGUAUCUGAAUGGCAGUUCCUCAAAGACCAGUGGACUCCGGCGGCCCCGGUAGAGAAAGCUGACUUGACGGGCAAGACCGUCCUUGUGCUUGGUGCCAACACUGGGAUAGGAUACGAGGCGGCGAAGCACUUCGCUACCAUGAAGCCUGCCCGGCUUGUCAUGGCAUGUAGAAGUCAGGAGAGGGGGGCUGCAGCGGUAGCGAGCAUCAAACAGAGCACCGGAUUUGACGCCGAACUCUGGCUGAUCGAUCUUUGUAGUUUCGCCUCCGUCAAAGCAUUCGUGGACAAGUUUGAGAAAGAAGUCGAGAGGCUUGACAUCUUGGUUGCGAACGCUGCAAUAAUUUCUACGAAGUAUGAAAAGACGGAAGAUGACUGGGAGACUUCGAUUCAAGUCAAUCACCUGGCACCAGCUCUCCUCAUCUUCCUUCUACUCCCGCAAAUGUUCAAGGCCGCGGAACUAUCCUCUUCUGAGCCACGCAUAGUAAUCGUUGGGAGUAUGGUUCACCAAACUGCGCGCGUUCCUGAGAAGGCGUUCCUAGCCCAAUCCGCACUCGAAGAAUUAGGCAGUAGACAGUGCUGCGAACCUUACGUCGCCAGGCCAAAAUACAACUUAGCCAAAUUGUUAAACCUACUUUUCACACGUGCUUUAUCGGACCAUCUUCCACCCUCUAGACCUACAAUCAUCGCUAACUGCAUCCAUCCUGGAUUCUGUCACUCGGACCUCCUUCGUGGUAUUCUUGAUGUUAUUCUGUGGGUGUUCCGAGCCCUCGUUGCCAGGCCAGCGGAAGAAGGCGCCCGUCAGAUCAUAUGGGGAGCGAUCGCCACUCCCGACGAGUCGCAGGGAGGAGUAAACUCGCUUCGAGGUGCAUAUGUGAGUUCUUCUCAUGUCAUGGAACCCAGCGAUUUCGUCGUCAGUGCAAAAGGCAAAGAAUUCCAGGGCAUCCUUUGGAGCGAUACCGUGAGGAUUCUUUCCAAGGUAGAUCCACGAGUCCAGCCGAUAGUCGAGCGUUAUCUGCACCACCAGGAAAUAGUCUGUGUCGAUGCCUACAACCGACGUCUUUAG